Messenger RNA from Rotaria sordida, 561 nucleotides. NCBI's taxonomy places the organism in Eukaryota, Metazoa, Rotifera, Eurotatoria, Philodinida, Philodinidae. The record is from the annotation of a GenBank genome assembly.
AUGAUAUUUUCCUCAAAACGAAGCAAUACACGACAACGAUCGUCUGGUGUAGAAGCAUGUAUUUCCAUUUUAGGUUUGCUUUUAGCUUGUGGACUUAUUGGCGGACUUGCUGCACUCAUUUAUGGUAUAGUGAAAGGCAGUAUAACUGGAACGAUUGGUGGUGGCGUUGUUCUGGGUGUAUCGACAAUUCUUAGUAUUAUCUUUGUUUUAAUUGUUAUAGGCUGUUUCAAAAAUAAUAAUGCUGAUCUCAAUGCAAGUCAACCACAUUCUUCUACAGAUGAACACCGACAUAAACGAAAUCGUCGAGUAAAACAGGAAGAAAUUGGUUCACGUGAAAUAACUGUUAUUUCUGAAAUGCAUAAAUAUGAUCAACAACACCCACAUCCACACCAACACCCACACCCACACCAACAACCGCAUCAAUAUGAUAAAAAUACUCGUUCAUCAAUUGAUUAUACGGAUAGAUUAACAGAUAGUACAAAUCGCGGUUAUCAUAAACAAAUACAAAAGUCAUCAACAAAAAUUACUCCUAUUGACUAUUUAAAUCAAAGUAAUCAUUGA